CGGCACCUCCACUACACCUUACACGAAGGAGGAGGAGGAGGAGAUGGCCGCCAUCCUGCAGGAGAGAAAGGAGAAGAAGGAAGCCAAGAAGAAGGCCCUGCAGGAGGAGCAGGUGACAAAGUUGAAAAAGAUAGGAGGAGAUGGCGAGAGAAAAAAAGAGGUUGAAGAAGGAAGAAGAGAAGUUGAAGGCGGUGGAAGAGGAAGAAGAAGAUGAACCGCCACUGCAAGGGAGGAGAGGGCAGCACAGUGGCAGCAAAGAUGAGGAGAUGGAGAAACGGAUUUCAGAGUGGGUCGCCAACUUAUCCCUGGGCGAAGAGGAAGAGGUAACUAUGUACAUCCCCAAGGAUGAGCAGGAAGCCGCUAUGAGAAAAUGGGAAGCAGAAGCAGAUGUCCUGAAGCGGCAGGCGAUGGUAGAUGAAACGAGGAUGGAGUGGAAACUCGCAAUGAUGAGAGAGAAGAAGAAAAGAGUGGACGAGGCGAGCGAAGCGGUCAAGGAUCAGGAGGAGGUGCAGAAACUGACUCUACGAUUGACCCCCCAGGUAGACCUCCAACAAAAGGUAGAGAUCAUUGCCCAGAGUGUUGAACGUUUACCCAGAAUGCAAGAACAGCAAUAUGAGUUUAGCCGAAGCCAGGAUAUAGCUGUGCGUUCAAUGCGAAUGGGAUUUUGGGACUUUGCCCGCGAGCUGGUAGGUGCUGUAAGAGCCGAGGUGAAUCAUCGCCUCGAGAAGACUGAGCGCUUUUGCGUGGGCGCCAUCAAGGGCGUCAAGGUGGCAGCUCCCAAGGAGGAAGAAGCGCGUCCUCGUAGGGAGCCGGUCAAAGUCAAAUUCCCUGAUUCCUACAGUGGAAAAAGGGAAGAGAACUUUGACAACUGGGAGGCCAACGUCAAUACCUAUGUGCAUCUGCAACAGGUCGCCCCAGAUCAGCACGUGUUGAUUGCGAUUCAUGCGCUUAGAGACGAGGCCGCCAGUUUCGCAAGGUCCCUAGUCAGCGCGACCAACUGGAACAACGAUGCGGUGGCCUGUUCAUCGUUCACUCCCCUCGUUGACUUCAUGAAAUUGCUGGGCGAGCGAUUCGCUGAUGUCGCUCGCAGUGUCAAGGCCUCAGAUAAGCUCCAAACAAUCCAUGCUCAUCACACGGUCAACUUCCACUGGCGGACUCUUAGCUUUCAUGACGCCUUCGGCGCGGAAGUGGUGUGUACUAUUCCUCUACUGCACCCUUCGAUUCGGUGCCAAGUGGUGACGGCCAAAUCAUUCCGGGCGACUUGCGCUUACGAGCAGCCCGAGGAAAUCGGCCUAUGUUUCCUACAGACUGUCGCGGCAGCCGACUCUUCACCCACGGACUUGUCUUCGGACCCCCGUGUGGUGCGGUUGCUGGACGAGUUCGCCGACAUCUUCGAGUCACCUACCGGUGUGGUGCCGGAUUGGCCGAUCUCUCACGAGAUCAUUUUUGCGGCUGGUGUUGUGUCGCCGAAAGGUUGCAUUUAUCGGAUGAGCGAGGAGGAGCUUGAGGUCCUCCUCGCACAACUCGACGAUUUGUUGGCCAAGGGCUGGAUCCGCCCUAGUAGCUCCCCAUAUGGAGCACCAGUUCUCUUCGUCCGGAAGAAGAACAAGGAUCUACGAUUGUGUAUCGACUACCGCAAGCUCAACGCGCAAACCGUCAAGAAUGCGGGGCCUCUUCCUCGUAUCGACGAUCUUCUUGAGCGAUUGGGCGGCGCAAGGUAUUUUUCUAAGUUGGAUUUGAAAUUGGGAUAUCAUCAAAUCUCGAUCCGGCCGAAUGAUCGCUACAAAUCCGCGUUCAAGACGCGGUAUGGGCAUUUUGAGUGGGUGGUCAUGCCUUUUGGCCUCACCAACGCCCUACCGACCUCUCAAGCGGCAAUGACCAACGAGUUUCGUGCAAUGUUGGACCGGUUCAUGCUGGUCUACUUAGAUGAUAUUCUCGUCUAUAGCCGGACUUUGGAGGAUCAUCUUGGGCAUCUUCGACGAGUGUUGGAGGCCCUCAGCCGCGUCAAGUACAAGGCCAACCGCGACAAGUGCGAAUUUGUCCGGCAAGAGCUGGAAUGCUUGGGCCAUUUUGUCACACCGGAGGGCAUCAGUCCGCUAUCGGACAAGUUUCAAGCCAUCCAAGAGUGGUGGGAACCUCGGAACGUCUCGGAUGUCCUUUCGUUCCUUGGCCUUGCCGGCUACUACCAGCGUUUUAUCAAAGGUUACUCGAAGAUCGCGGCCCACUUGACCAAGCUUCAAUGCGAGGAUCGAUCGUUUGACUUUGGAGAGGAGGCUCGGGAAUCAUUUUUGGUUAUCAAAGCUGCGCUAUUACGUGCGGAGGUCUUGGACCAGAGCCUUCUUGAGGGGCUUUGUUUGCCCAGAACAGACCAAGGUGGCAACCGUUCUGGGACUGCUGGAGGGGCUACUUCAACCUCCAGCAGUCUGCAGCAAACUAUGGAGGACUGGGCUUUGGGACUGGGAGUGGACAGGCUUCUGCAGGCUUUGGAAGACCGCUUUGCAGACAAGGAGCGGGCCCACAAAAAUGCUGACAGGAUUGCUCGCCUGGGACAGCAGCGCUACAGCGGCUCCCUGCAAUCCUUGUUUGCAGAGUCCGAGCAGCUGACUUCCACACCAGGACUGGUGAUGUCUGCAGAUGACCUGCUGGCAAACUUCUGCAGGGCAGCCCCUGAGAAGUUUUCAGUUGCAUUGUACAGCGCUGGACACAAGGACUGGAGGUCCUUUCGCCGCGCAGCCCUGGACAUCGAGGCAAAGAUUCAUGUUCAGGCCCCAUCCUCUGAUAGGAGGAAAGGUGCCUUCCCUAGAGGUGGUAGAAAAGGAAAGGCAGCCUUCACUCAUGCGGGAUCUGCAUCAGGUUCAGAUUCUGCUGACGUGGCACUGCUGAAGUGAUACUGCACUGUCAUGACCCUGCUGCCGUCCCCUGCAACUGACGUGGCACUGCAACUGUCGUGGCCUGCUGACGUGGCACUUACCAAGCCGAGAAAACAGACAGGGGGCUGGGUGGGAGGGAAACGCAGGCAAACCACCAAACUGCAAUUUCCAUGCCGGUCCUAAUCAACAGAAUAAAAUAAAAAAAAAUAAAGAAAAGAAGCGGAUCACCCUUUUUUUUUUUCUUUUUUUUUUUGUAUAUCUGUCGAUCUGUUAUCAGUGAGGCAUUUUACGAACAAUGCUAUGAGUGAGAUUUAGGCAAGGUAGGAUAAAGGCUCGAUUUUCAGCAAAAUAAUAAAUUCCGUUUCCGAGA
This is a messenger RNA of Chara braunii, 3240 nucleotides long. The record is from the annotation of a GenBank genome assembly. NCBI's taxonomy places the organism in Eukaryota, Viridiplantae, Streptophyta, Charophyceae, Charales, Characeae.